Messenger RNA from Hymenoscyphus albidus, 477 nucleotides. Lineage: Eukaryota; Fungi; Ascomycota; Leotiomycetes; Helotiales; Helotiaceae. The record is from the annotation of a GenBank genome assembly.
AUGCGUUGUUCUCCCUUUACGGAGUCGAUCUCGCGGGCAUCACCGAUUCCACUCCUCGAGAACGCAUCUCGAACCGGCGACAAGACGUACGUCCGAGGUUUGAAUACAUGUGUUCGAUACGACCUAAAGCUCAGAUUCACGAAAAGGGAACGCUGGAUCCGAAGAAAGAACAAGAUCCAAGCUUUCAUGCCAUACGGGGUAUUUUCCAUACGCCCAAUAUCAGAAAAAACCAUCGAGUACUGUGUAGCAGAUGUUCUCCAUCUGCCCAAGCUAUGUGCUUUAUACUUGCAACGACUCCAUCCGGCCAUCAAAAACGAUUGGCUCUCCAAGGUUGCAAAGGAAAGUGAGAAUUGUGUACUAGAGGCUCAUUCGCUGACUUGUGAUCCUACAUCGGAAGCGAGGAAACUGGGGCUGUGGAGACCUAUACUGCCUCCUUUUGAGGGUUGUGAUUUUGAUUGUCCGUAUGUGGAUGACUGA